ACAUUUUUUUCUUUAGACCUGACUAUUCUUAUGUUUGCAGCUUGUUUUACACUACCACACCUGAAAUAUCGAUACAUAAAAAAUGAACUAAAUCUAUUGACGCAUUUUAGAAAGAUCAACUCAUUGACGGUGACAUUGCGCCCUCUCUCGAAGGGAAAGCAUAAUGCAUAGGCCUAUCUUCCUAUAAAUUGUAUUACUUAGCCUGUACAAGACAUGGCACUUCAUUACAAAUAAUAGCAGGAUAUUCUUAUUACCCUCUUACAUUCUUUCAGUUGUGGUAGUUUAUUAGAAAGGUGCAAUGGUGUAUUUGUUAUGGGUUAAAAUCGAGAUGGGGAGCCAAAUGUAGCGACUUUUCAACUAGGAUUUCUCAAAAUUGCGUCGGUAGAUUUUGUUCAUUCUUUGUGUGUGGAUAUUUCAGGUGUGGUGGUGUAAAACUGAAAUUCUAUAUAGAAUAUGCCAAAAGCGUGAAUAUGGACAUUCGCGCGAAUAACUUCAAAUGGAGUGAACAGAAGUAAACGGACACCGUAAACCUAAGAAUAGUCGAGUCCAAAGAAAAAAGCGACGGAUAGCUUGACGCCGGUCUGUUUGGGUGCUGCUGCCUACUUGUCAUCGCUGUGUUUACACUGGACAGUCAAGUGCAAUGCAGUGCGAGUGCUGUCUUAAGCCUCGUAGCUGGUGAGAGAGCCGCUGUAACUGGAAGAGUAGUCCUUUCCAACUCGCUGAUCAGGAGAGUUGGUAAAACGAGAACAGGGAAACAGGUCCUCACCCUGUUUUGGAUGUUAUAACUUAGCUAUCCUCACUGCAGACAUGGCAGCAGCAACUGUAGUUGAAGCUGAUCUCACGGCGACCGACGGGGGUACAGCGUUUUCUGAGGUCCACAAUUCGAACUGGACCGACAAUCAAUUACGAAAGUACCCUUUCCAAACGAGACCUAUUCCCCGACUGUCUCAUGCAGACCCACGAGCCGAGAUGCUGAUAGAUAAUGAGGAACCUGUUGUUCUUACGGACACCAACUUAGUAUUUCCUGCGCUAAAGUGGGAUGUAAAUUAUCUGCAGGACCACAUUGGGAGUGGAGAUUUCUCAGUCUAUAUCGCUGAAAACCACAAAUUCCUGUAUUAUGAUGAAAAGAAAAUGGCUAACUUUGAGAACUUUGAACCCAAGUCCCAACGAGUUGACAUGAAAUUUUCUGAAUUUGUGGACAAAAUGCAAAAAACUGAACAACUUGGAGGAACGGAAAGGGUUUACCUGCAGCAGACAUUAAACGACACAGUUGGAAGAAAUAUUGUGGUCGAUUUCUUGGGUUUCAAUUGGAACUGGAUCAAUAAGCAGCAGGCUAAGCGGAGUUGGGGACAGUUAACUUCAAACCUUUUGCUCAUUGGCAUGGAAGGCAAUGUGACACCAGCACAUUAUGAUGAGCAGCAGAAUUUCUUUGCACAAAUCAGAGGUCACAAGAGGUGUAUCCUGUUUCCACCUGACCAGUUUGAAAGUCUCUAUCCCUUUCCUGUUCAUCAUCCCUGUGACCGACAGAGCCAGGUUGACUUUGAAAACCCUGACUAUGAAAAGUUCCCUAAUUUCAAAGACGUCGUUGGACACGAAGCUGUCGUGGGCCCUGGGGAUGUGUUGUACAUCCCAAUGUACUGGUGGCACCACAUCGAGUCCCUUUUAAGUGGGGGAGUUACAAUUACAGUUAACUUCUGGUACAAGGGUGCUCCUACUCCAAGGAGGAUAGAGUACCCUCUUAAGGCUCACCAGAAAGUGGCCAUCAUGAGGAACAUUGAGAAGAUGCUGGGAGAAGCUUUGGGAGACCCUCGCGAGGUUGGGCCAUUGCUGAAUAUGAUGAUCAAAGGGCGUUAUGAUCAAGAUCUUAGUUAGUUUCUUCUCAACUAAACUGGAUGCUGCUGGAUGUGUUUGGUUGCGUGGUCUGACUGCAGAACUGUCGAUGCAUGGCAGUGCUCAAGUACUUCAAGCAACCCAUGUCUGCUCACGGUAUUUGAUUCUUUCUGGCUUAAAACUGAGCAAACGUCUUUGUUAGGAGAGGCCUUUAACACGGAGCAUUCAACCUCGUUUGGGUUGAAACGAAAGAAUUAAAAGUGCCCAAAGCUUCUAAGUUGGCCUUGCCUCUUGCUUCAGCAUAACCUUGGCAGUCAUUGGGUUCUUUUUGUUUCAGAGAGUUUGUUCUGCUCCUGAAAUUUACUUUGAUGACAUUCAUUCUGUGGUUAUAUAUGAGUUUACAAGCUUGGCAAUUAUGAAUAUAUAGUAUUAAUAAAAUGGUUUAUAAAAAUUGCCAAAUAUUGUGUUUUACAAACACUGAAGGAGUGUGUAAUCAUUUCCUAGAAAUUGUUUGAUUCAAAUGUAAUUGCUGAACAUUUCUUGUUUGAACAUAGAGUUGAUGGUAUUUUUAUAUAAUGAUUUUGUGUACACUUUUGUUAAAUGUGUUGUGUCUAUUGUUAUUUUUUUUUUUCCUGAAUGUGGUACAUCAAAACAGUUGACAACCCAAGAAAGAUACUUUAGCAUUAGUUGCCAGAAAGAAACAAGAAAAUAUGACAACCGUGGUAAAAGGUAUAUUGUUUUACCAUGAAAUUGCAAAUGUGUUAAAUGGCACAGUUUAACGUGGGGAGCUUCUUAUUCGCUAAACUGAAUUGUUACGAAUGUUUUAGAUGAGGGUUUCCCUGUUUUGCCCAUAUUGAUACACAUAACAUGGUGUAGCUGUGGAAUUCAUUAAAAAAUCAUUUGAUUUGUACAUUCCUAUAAAAUGCAUUGAAAAAUAUCCACUUAUAUGUUGUCAUACAAUGUAUAUGGAUGAAGAAUCAAAGCUAGAGUAUAAUCACUGAAUUUGAUUUCGUCAUAAACAAAUGUCUAAACAGGCUUUUCUUCACUUGUUUGUUUCUGCUUUGCCGUGUUGUGUAAAAGGGAUGUCUGUGUCAACAUUCAGGAAACGGUUGCCCUUACAGGAUUGAGUGAAGGAUUGGUUUUCAUAGAAUACACGUUGAGCCUUUUUUUUUUACUUGAGAUCGUUGGCCAGAACACAUGUGGACAUUAUUUUGUUGGUCAAAUAACACAUCCUACUAGUUUUGUGGAGUUUAUCCAUAAAUACAUAUUAAUAUAUUUCAAAUUGUUCACUAGAGGGCUGACAACUGAGUAUGGUUAACGUUUAAACCAUCCUUAUAGUAAACUUUACUGUGUGCCAAAUACUUUUUCAAGCAUUUGGUCUGAUUUCUGAGAAUAUCUGUUGUCUCUUUAGACUUUUGAUACAAACAGCUGCAAAUAUUCCCCCCAAACAAGAAUACCACUGAAUGAUGAUGGAAAUCAAAUGCAUUUCCAAAACUCUCAAUAGAAGUGCACAUUUGCUAGUCUGAGAUUAGACAUGACCUGACUUGAUCCCAGCUAUAUGGAGCAUUAAAGCACUUUUUGAAUGUUCUGAGGGCUAUCUCUAUACAUCUGUAAAACAUCUGGGUUUUUUCUAGCCUCUGAAAUACUCUGAAACAUGUUUCUGCCGCCUUGAAGACUGAACCUUUGUUGUGUUGUGCACUGAUUUACCCUGAAUACCCACUACAGGAUGCAUUCAACUGGUUGUUAACUAAAAGUACUAAAAUAAACAAUAAUUCAAUAUAAUAUGUACCUUUCUUACUGAGUAAACUCUUGUGACUAGAAAUACACAUUCUGAAUUUAUUAGCGUUUACUAUUUUGUCACAGCCUGUUCUUUUGUAUAUGUACAUGAAUUGAAAUCACUUGAAGAAAUAAAAUGGAUUGUUUCUGAAAA
Molecule: messenger RNA, 3760 nt
Organism: Clupea harengus (Atlantic herring)
Lineage: Eukaryota; Metazoa; Chordata; Actinopteri; Clupeiformes; Clupeidae
Gene: hif1an
Product: hypoxia inducible factor 1 subunit alpha inhibitor
Biological process (GO): negative regulation of Notch signaling pathway
Cellular component (GO): nucleus; cytoplasm
Molecular function (GO): ankyrin repeat binding; peptidyl-histidine dioxygenase activity; [protein]-asparagine 3-dioxygenase activity
Source: RefSeq, a predicted model, not a curated record